Messenger RNA from Protobothrops mucrosquamatus (brown spotted pit viper), 464 nucleotides. RefSeq names its product SHC-transforming protein 2-like. The annotation marks the transcript as partial. The transcript has 2 exons. Gene Ontology annotation, biological process: cell surface receptor protein tyrosine kinase signaling pathway. Lineage: Eukaryota; Metazoa; Chordata; Lepidosauria; Squamata; Viperidae. The record is from RefSeq and is a predicted model, not a curated record. Gene Ontology annotation, cellular component: plasma membrane. Gene Ontology annotation, molecular function: receptor tyrosine kinase binding.
GCCAGUGUUGCGAUGGCUACGUUCAGGCAGACAGCAAACCUCUGGGCUCCCAGGAUUAUGAACAGCACAUGUAUGUCAACACGGAAAACUUCAACAGCUGGGAGGCCAAUGCUGGGAAACCGGAGGAGAGUCCUCCCAAAGAUCUUUUCGAUAUGAGGCCCUUUGAAGACGCUCUAAAGCAGCACGAGUCCAUGUCCGCUUGCGGGGCGCAAAGCGGCCUCCAGAUGGAGGACCAGUGGCCCAGCCCGCCCAGCCGCAAGGCUCCCAUUGCCCCCACCGAAGACCAGCUGAAGCAGGAACUGUGGUACCACGGCAAGAUGAGCCGACGGGAUGCGGAGAAGCUGUUGCACACGGACGGCGACUUCCUCGUCCGGGACAGCAUCACCAACCCCGGGCAAUACGUCCUGACGGGCAUGCACGGCGGGCAGCCUAAGCAUUUGCUCCUGGUGGAUCCUGAGGGAGUG